UAUAAAACGUGAAUCACAUAUAUGUCUCAGGAUCCACAACAUAGCAUUCACAGAAGAAAUUAAGAACAAGAUGGAGGGGAUAGUGCACAAGACGAUAAGUGUGAAUGGGCUCGACAUGCACAUAGCAGAGAAGGGUGAAGGUCCAAUAGUCUUGUUCGUCCAUGGCUUUCCUGAGCUUUGGUACUCCUGGCGUUACCAGAUUGUGUAUUUGGCUGAUCAUGGUUACCGAGCUGUGGCACCAGACCUUCGUGGCUAUGGCGACACAACAGGUGCACCAGUGAAUGACCCCACCAAGUUCACCAUCUAUCAUCUGGUAGGUGACUUAGUUGGGCUUAUUGAUGCGAUCACCAGUGAAGGUGAUCAAAAGGUGUUUGUUGUUGGUCAUGAUUGGGGUGCCGUCGUUACUUGGCACUUGUGCAUGUUUAGGCCGGAUAAAGUCAAAGCUUUGGUGAACCUGAGCGUGCCCUUUCUUCCCUGGAACCCAAUGGGAGACAUGGUCAAGAUGAUGAUAGCCGCAUAUGGGGAGGAUCAUUACAUGGUCAGGUUUCAGGUACCUGGAGAAAUUGAAGCUGAGUUAGCUGAAAUGGAUACUAAAACUGUUGUGAAAAAGUUGUUGACAUUUCGAGAACCAGGACCAAUUUAUAUUCCUAAAGGUAAAGGAUUUAAACAUUCCCCUAUCGAUGCCCCAGUUACCUUGCCACCUUGGCUGUCAGAAGAAGAUGUUGAAUACUUUGCUAGCAAACUCGAGAAGACGGGUUUUACUGGUGGAGUUAACUACUAUCGAGUCCUUCGUUUGAACUGGGAACUCAGUGCAUCAUGGAGUGGUGCCAAAGUGAUAGUCCCCUCAAAAUUCAUCACUGGAGACCAAGACUUGGUGUAUCACAUGCCUGGGGUUAAAGACUAUAUACAUAAUGGGGGGUUUCAGAACGAUGUUCCUUUGUUGGAGGAGGUGGUGAUAAUGGAAGGUGCAGCCCAUUUUAUCAACCAAGAGAAGCCUGAUGAGAUUAACAAGCACAUAAUUGAGUUUUUGCAGAAAUUCUGAUUUACUAGAUCAUCUCAACCCAGCAGUUGAUAUGGGCGCUAAACCAAGAUCCAUGGCUCUUAAUAUGUCGGGUUUUAAUAAUCUGGGAAGUACUAUCUUGAUACCCAUCUUUUAUUUUUCAUGUUCUACAAGAUGGUUGGUUUAGGGGUAUCACAAUUUAUGAACUUAUUAAAGUUUUAUAUUAAUUUUUCUAUAAUGCAUUGAACUCUUCAAAAUUUUAAUGAAAUGUAUUUUUAAUAAUAAAAAAGUUUUUAUUCC
Lactuca sativa (garden lettuce) is the source of this 1300-nucleotide messenger RNA. Its product is annotated as epoxide hydrolase 2. The record is from RefSeq and is a predicted model, not a curated record. Lineage: Eukaryota; Viridiplantae; Streptophyta; Magnoliopsida; Asterales; Asteraceae. Gene Ontology annotation, molecular function: catalytic activity.